Messenger RNA from Moneuplotes crassus, 2145 nucleotides. The record is from the annotation of a GenBank genome assembly. NCBI's taxonomy places the organism in Eukaryota, Ciliophora, Spirotrichea, Euplotida, Euplotidae.
CUCUAAUGAGUCGGAAAGAGUUUACAACACAUCUGGGUGAUCACAACAUUGUGGCUUCUAAGGUCAUCCCCUCCAAUAUGCAUAAGUGGGAUUUAAUCAAUAGGAAUUCAGUAGAUUGGAACGAUAGAACUAGCAAUCAGAUUUACAGAUCCAUGGAGAAUCCUCCUAGAAUCCGUAUUUAAGAAACAUAGACGAGUGAGAGAUAAUAUGCUCAGAUUAUCAGGAAGCCAGUUCCAAAACCCAAAUAUGCAUGAUUACGAAUAAAAUUAGUAUGACUAAUGUACCUUUGGUCCAGCAACUCGAAAGUGAGAAGCUAAGGCGAAGGAAGAAGCUUAAUCCAGUCAGAUCAUACGACUUCAGCACAGAAAGUUUACCUAAUAAAAGUCAGAGUUAUUUAUAUUAUAUGAACCGACGAAGUAGGCCUAAUAAAUGGCCAGGCUAUUCAUUAACUUAGAAAUGAUACUGGGUUAGACUCUCAACUGGUUUUCCCUAGUGAUGAUAUCACCAAUGAGACCAUUCGAAGGGAUAAUAAAAGAAGAGAAGAGAAAAUGAAUGCCCAAAAACGAUUUGAUGACUUGUAUCAAUAUCUUAACGCUAAUAAUAAGACUAAAACAGUGUCAAUGGCGAGAACUGGAAAAACUAGAAAUAUGCUUACAUUGUCUCGUAAAAAUGAGAAAUAUACAAGAAUGCAGUGCAGGCUAAAGCCAAUUCAAGAAAUUAAUGAGCCUGAGUCUGACUAUUUAAUGAACAAUAAUAAUGAUAAUAGCAAGAUUGCAAAAAAUUUCAGAAAAUUUCAGAAAAGCUCAAAAAUAUUAAAUAGAUCAUUAAAAAGGACUGAUGGUGGGAAAACUAUAGACCCAAAUUACAAAAUGAUUAGAGAUCAACGAAAACUAAACUCCUCUACUAGUAAGAAAAAUAACAUUAAGAAACAAAUUCCAGAUAAACAUGGUAGAGAACGAGUGAACCCUAAGAAGAUGGAAAACACCUUAAAGCCACCAAAGAGUCAUCAACCUUUCUUUGAUAGAGGCCCUAAGAGUCGUCAAGAGAGAUCAGAUUCAUAUUUUGUGAAAAUCCAAAAGCCUGGAGAUGAUCCCAGAAUACUUACUCCAAGCUUAAAAGAGCUGCCUCCUUCUUUGGCUAAGAGAAGGAAUGCUAUAAAGUCUGAUUUUAACAAGAUAAGUUUGAUGGGCUCAACUGUGAAGAAAGAAAACGAAAAACCAAGAAUUAUACACAGCACUCUCUUAAACCAAGACGAUAGCUUUGAUCUAAGUGAUCUUGAUCGAAGUUACCUAGAGAAUGAGUCUUUAGGAACACUUGAAAGAGAGAUACCUCAGGAUAUGACUGAGAGCAAAUUUCUAGGAGAGAUUCCUGACUCAUCUCCUCCUCAAAAGGCUCAAGAUUCAAGUAAUAAGGAGGGAUUUAGUAAUUCAAAGAGGCUUAAGAGAUUACCUAUCAUUGCAGCUCCAAAGACACAGAUAUCUAAGCCUAAAAAGUUUAACAAACAGGAGACUAAAGAUAUCCAAGAGCUUGAGAAGAACAGAAAGAAGAUCAUAAUGUUGGAUCAUCAGAAGCGGUAUGAUAACUCUGAGCCCCAUGCUUUAAGGAGACUAAGGGUUAUUCAUAAAAGCAUGGAUAAUUCUUGACAUGAUACUUUUGUUAGAAAUCCAGAAAGAAUGCUUUCAGAGAAUAUCAAAAUUUCAACGAUGGAAGAAUCGAAACUGCAUUUAACUGUAGAUGCAGAUGAAGCAGGCUCAUUUGUGUCACAAUCUUCGGCUUUGCAGAACUCUAUCGAGACGGAAGAGAUUCCAAUGAAUGAGUCAUAUAGUUCACUUAACACGAUAAUUGAGGCUAAUGAUAUCCCAUACUCUUUUAUGUCGAAGCCAACUGUCCAGCCUACGAAGUCAAAGAAAAGUAUUAAGGUUUAUCCAAAGAAGAAGACUAAUAAGCUAAAUUCGAAGGAAAAAUUUGGAGAGAAAAGUGCUAAACCUGAACGAAUAAAGAUCCAAUCAAAGAAGCUAACUCGGAAGAUAGACAAGUUUGUAAACGACAAUCAGGACAGCAAGUACCAACAUUUAUUUCAGAAGGCAUCUUCUGGGAUAUUUGAGUAGCUAUAAGCAAGAAUCUAUUAAUUUAGAAUAUUCCGCA